Molecule: messenger RNA, 909 nt
Organism: Ochotona curzoniae (black-lipped pika)
Lineage: Eukaryota; Metazoa; Chordata; Mammalia; Lagomorpha; Ochotonidae
Gene: JSRP1
Product: junctional sarcoplasmic reticulum protein 1
Exons: 3
Biological process (GO): regulation of ryanodine-sensitive calcium-release channel activity; skeletal muscle contraction
Cellular component (GO): sarcoplasmic reticulum
Source: RefSeq, a predicted model, not a curated record
GCAGCCCCGCGCAGCGCCCCCGCGCGCAAGAAGGCGCAGGCCACGCCGCCCCCGGAGCCGCCGCCGCCGCCGCCCGUGCCCAGCGGAGAGGAGCUGCCCUGGGGAGAUGUGUCCAUCAACAAGUGCUUGGCGCUCGCCUCGCUGCUGGCGCUGCUGGGCUCGGCUCUGCAGCUGUGCCGCGAUGCCGUGGCUGGGGAGGCCACUGCCCCAGCGCCUGUCCCUGCGCCCUGGGUCCCACCGAGCCCUCCCAGGAAGGAGCCAGCGGUGACCUCGCCUAAGCCCCCCGUCUUGGUGCCCCCAACGGCGCCGCCCGCGCCCCAAGCCGACUCGGAGGCGGAGGAGGGACCCGAGGUUCCCGGCAGCCCGGGCGCUGCCGAGCUAGGGCCUGCGGGGGAGACGCGCACGCCUCUCGCACACCGAGGGCCCAAGGACAAGCGGGGGAAGGAGAGGCCGCGCAGAGAGGAGAAGCCGCGCAGGGAGAGGUCGCGCAGGGAGAGCGGCGCGCCCCGCGAAGCCCUGCCCCGGCGCUGGGAGGUGCGCGACUCCGAAGACCGCGGACACCGGAAGAGGCAGGCCCGGCCUUCCCCGAGGCGAUCCGACCUGGAGGAGCGGCUCCCGGGCCGCCGGAAGCCCCGCGCAGGCAAGGGGCGGGACUGAGCCCGACCUGGUCGUGCCGCACGUAGCCCAGGGCGCCAUCUGGACUCCCGCAAAAUAAAGCGCGUGCAGAGACCGCUCCCUCCAUCGCCUGCUUCCCUAGCCCGUGCACCCUGGGAUCCGGCACCUGAACCACGGGGACGGGGGAGGGAGCGGGCGUCAGGCAGUGAAGACCCCCCCCCCCCCACGGGCUCCCAAACACGCACGGAGACCCUAGCUGGAUGCUUGCUCAUCUUUAUGGGGGGAGGGGGCGAC